CCGGGGCGAGUACCGGGACUACGACCGCAACCGCCGGGAGCGUUUCUCUCCCCCCCGGCAUGAGCUCAGCCCGCCCCAGAAACGCAUGCGCCGGGACUGGGAUGAGCACAGCGCCGACCCUUACCACAGCGGGUACGAGAUGCCGUACAGCGGGGCGACCGCCGGCCCCACCUACGGGCCCCCCCAGCCCUGGGCGCACCCUGAUAUGCACGUGAUGCAGCAGCACCAUCUCCUGCCCAUCCAAGCCAGCAGACUAGGCAACAUCGCGGAGGUGGACGUGGGCAUUGCCCCGCCCGUCAUGAAGAGCUUCAAGGAAUUCCUGCUGUCCCUGGACGACUCGGUGGACGAGACGGAGGCCGUCAAGCGGUACAACGACUACAAGUUGGAUUUCCGGCGCCAGCAGAUGCAGGACUUCUUCUUGGCGCACAAGGACGAGGAGUGUGCCAGAAUCAAGAGAAUUCAAAAUCAGAAGUCACUUUUGCCGUCAGCCUGGAGAAUCUAAAUCUCUUGAUUUUUUUUGGUUUUUUCUUC
Messenger RNA from Terrapene triunguis (Three-toed box turtle), 531 nucleotides. Its product is annotated as serrate RNA effector molecule homolog. The record is from RefSeq and is a predicted model, not a curated record. Lineage: Eukaryota; Metazoa; Chordata; Testudines; Emydidae. Gene Ontology annotation, biological process: primary miRNA processing; mRNA processing. The transcript is spliced from 4 exons. Gene Ontology annotation, cellular component: nuclear body. The coding region runs from base 86 to 502 and encodes 138 amino acids.